Gadus macrocephalus (Pacific cod) is the source of this 6268-nucleotide messenger RNA. It is a transcript of the gene sesn4, whose product is annotated as sestrin 4. Gene Ontology annotation, biological process: regulation of response to reactive oxygen species; negative regulation of TORC1 signaling; cellular response to leucine starvation. The transcript has 9 exons. Bases 232 to 1521 code for a protein of 429 amino acids. Gene Ontology annotation, molecular function: L-leucine binding; oxidoreductase activity, acting on peroxide as acceptor. The record is from RefSeq and is a predicted model, not a curated record. Lineage: Eukaryota; Metazoa; Chordata; Actinopteri; Gadiformes; Gadidae. Gene Ontology annotation, cellular component: nucleus.
CGGGGGUGAAAGUGGGUCACUCAAAUACAGAGCCUCCCCUCUCUCAAACACACACACACACGCUUGACCACCAAGUUGUUUUAGCUACCCUUGGAAUGGAAUUACAUUUUCAGCCCCAAGUAGUGCAAUGGUCGCGUUUGUUUGUACACGAUUCUGUUCUGGGUACCACCUCGGUCUGGGGGUGGACCCUGCGGCCCGGCCAGCGUGAGGACACGAGGGACGACAUACCGCAUGGAAGCUAAGUCGGGCCGAGUGAUGGUGAACACAGAGAAGGAGCGGGCCUCCCUGCUGUUCAUGCAGGCUCUGAUCAGCAGGGGCAGCGUGGACGCUGUGUCCCACCACAUGGCCUCGCACCCGCAGUACCUGGAGAGCUUCCUGCGCUCGCAGCACUACAUCCUGCACAUGGACGGCCCGCUGCCGCUGCCCUGCCGCCACUACAUCGCCAUCAUGGCGGCAGCGCGGCACCACUGCAGCUACCUGGUGUCCCUGCACUCCGCCCACUUCCUCCGGGUGGGCGGGGACCCGGUCUGGCUACAGGGCCUCGAGGCGGCGCCCCCCAAACUCCGACUGCUGGACCACAUCAACAAGGUGCUGGCCCACCAGCCCUGGCUCGUCGCCUGCUCACACAUCCAGACCCUGCUGAAGACGGGCGAGCAGUGCUGGUCCCUGGCCGAGCUGGUGCAGGCCGUGGUGCUGCUGGCCCACUGCCACUCCCUCUGCAGCUUCGUGUUCGGCUCGGCCGCCGACGGCGGCGGCGUGUGCGACCUCUCCCCGCUGCCCAAGUCCCCCAACGGCACCCCGCCGCCGCCGGCGGCCUCCUGCCCCUGUGACGUCGCCAACGGCAACGCCAACGUGCCUGACGCCGCACAGCGACGGGCCCUGGACUCAAGCUGUGAGAUGGUGUUUUUAAAGGAGAGGAUUCAGAAGUCUCAGGAGGAGCGGGAGAAACGAGAGGAGCGCCUCCUGCAUGCACACACAAUCCAACAAACGGAGCUGGAGGAGGACGAGGAGGCGGCGGUGUACCUGGCGGAGCCCUCGCGCUUCAUCAGCGACCCCGACUUCUGCUACCAGGAGUUCACCCGGCGCCACGAGGACCACUUCCAGGUGUUCAGGGUCCAGGACUACUCGUGGGAGGACCACGGCUUCUCAUUGGUCAACCGGUUGUACUCGGACAUCGGCCACCUGCUGGACGACCGGUUCCGCAGCGUGGCGGCCCUGCCCUCCUCUCACAGCCCCGACCUGAAGCGAGCCAUCUGGAACCACAUCCACUGCGUCCUGGGCAUACGGUAUGACGACUAUGACUACGGGGAGGUGAACCAGCUGCUGGAGAGCGACAUGCAGCUGUACAUCAAGGCGGUGGCCUGUUUCCCCGACGACACCAAGGACCCCGUGUGCCCCCUGCCCUGGGCGCCCCUCAAACCCUCUGAACGAAUACAUGUGAACCUGCUCAUCAUGGAGGCCCGGCUCCAGGCGGAGCUCCUCUACGCGCUGAGAGCCAUCACUCAGUACAUGAUCGCCUAAGAGCAGUCCGGCAGGCGGGGAGUCGAACCGGCCACACUGCGCAGAGAGACGUGGAGACGAGAGCCUUGGAGGAACGGAGGAAGGAGACGGCGGUCAUGGAGGUCUCGAAGAGAACGUCGGGGGUUGAGGAGCAGAGGGGAAGGAUACUGAAGUACGUGAGGUCACUGUCCCCUGCGGACUGGGCGGUCCUUUGGGGCCCUGCGGUUUAAAUGCUGUUUUUAAAAAAUAGCAGGAAAGCUCCAUGGCGUCCACUUUUUUGCCAAAGCAAAGCGGAACAUUGUUCUUAAGCCGCCCGCCCCUCUCUCUCUCACUCCUCCCAAACGAUGGGUACGGGAUGUCCCGUAGAGGACAGUCGGCUGUGGGCCGCGUCAAACUCCCUCGUUUUCAAAUGUCGCCGUUCUCAGAGAAAAAAAAAAAAAAAAAAGGUUAUGUGCAAUUAUAAUGGAUGGUAGUUUUCAUUUUAACUCAUAUCUUCGUGUUCGAAACAUUGUGAAAGCGAAAAAGCGAAGUGUGCUUAAUUAUAUUUAUAGCAAUGGCCGAUAGCCACUUGUCUUUGGCUAUCAGCCCUUUUUUAUGAACUUUCUUUUUUUUUCCAAAGGGAAAAGAAAAUAACUAAGCAAAAAUGUCCACAACUUUCUGUAUGAAUCGAUGAAUGUCCAGAGACCUGGUUGGUUAUGUUGACAAUCCACGCCAGGGUCGCAGGUGGUACAAAAAGGGUAUAUUCAUACCCUUUUUUUUCGGCGACACAAAUACUGGCCAGGAACAAAUGCCAAAAGUGACACUGGUGAAUGAUAUCAAUUCACUAUAGUUUCUUUAAAUAAGCACUUUUUUAACUUUAUAUAUUUAUGAUGAAAUGAAACUGUAGAAACUACCCCCCUGGCUUGCGGUUCUCACAGCCAUUCACUGUAAGACGCAUCCAAUUGGUCGAUUUUAUCCUUCAAAACAACUUGCAGUUAUCGUCCUUCUCUUAAGAAAAUUUGAUAGCUGAUUUAUUAAACCACCAACUAAGCCCAGUUCAACCACUCGGCUGUUUUACACGGUACUGCACAAUUUUACAGUACUAUUUUUAAACGGAGAAGAUACCCUCUGUGGUAUUGAGAUGAAUAAGCUGAGAUAUUAGUGUCUGUUGUAAUGAAGUCACACUUGGGCAGUUGUCAAAUGAAGGAGUAUUUCGUCUCCAUAGUGUUUAAAAAGAAACUGCAACUCAACAUCGAGUAAACCUCCGGUCAUCACUGAAUAUACUUCUGUUAGAAAAUUAAACAUCUGCAUUGGUUACUACUAAUUGACAACUUUUAAGUUGACAGCUAUUGCAGACUUUGUAUUUGGUGAGCUGUUUUUAUAAACGGUUUCUAAUCAAAUCAUUCUCUACUUUUUUCCAAGCAGACUAUGUGCAAACUAAAACUCAAAGUAUUCUCAUUGUUUUGUAGGUUUUUUCUUUUCUUUUUUUUUUUACAAAUGUUGGAGUGACAUACAUGUUGGAAUAGGAUUGUUCUAUUCUUUCCGGGUUUGCUGCUAAAUCCUGCUUGUUUUGCUGAAUCCUCACCUAGCAUAUCGAGAAAUGCCAACGCGCUGCAACCCAGGUGCCUUCAGGCUAAUCUGAAGUGGUGAGCGACAGAAGGAUUUUAACCGCUUCAGGGGCCGAAUACAAGCUUUUUCAUCAUACAACUGCCAUCGCUGGUGGUUUACAAGGUACUGGAGCCACCACCUGGAACUACUGGUGGCACUGUCUUGAUGGGAACUGCUUCCAAGAACCAUAGACCUUGAUUAAUGUUGGAGGAUGCCUUUUCCUUACAUUGUUAAGACGGUAUACACACACGUUUGUGACAGACACUUACAAUCUCCCAGUGACACAAAGAGCCUACGACACAGAUGGAUGUUACAGUUGUUCAGUAAAUGAAACUCAAAGCAAUGAUGAACAAGUGAAAAGACAAAAAAAGUUUUUUAUUUUAAACUUGACAUGUUUUCUAUAAAGAUGUUAUAUGAAACAAAUGUGUGUUUUAUUCAAGUUAUCUCUUCAUACCUUUUUAGAAAAUUAUUGAAAAACGAUAACAAAAGUAAAUUCCUGACAGUCGUGUGAAAGUACCGUGUUGUUUAGAUAUUUUCUAUGUAUCCACUUUCAUGACGAUAACAGUUAAUGGCUGAUUUGAUAUUUGACUGACAGUGACCCACACGAAAUGCAACACCACGUGCAUCAUUAUUUAACAGCGCCCUCUAACGGCAGACAGGCGUAGCUGCUCUGUAUCCACCUGCCGGUGUCCAUGGCGUCUGCCAUCAUCAUAUCAACCAUGAUGGAUUUCAACUGGUAAGUCAACUAAAGUACAAACCAAAAAUGCAUUUGCCCAAAUGGAUUAAAAAAAUAUUUAUUUUCCAAAGGUCAGAGCUGUUAACUUAAAUUGUAUGAGGAUAACAAAGUGAAAAGAUAGUUUGGGGAGCAGAAUAGAAAAUCUAAUUAUUUAUAAUAAUAAACGUUGGCAACCCAGGCCCAAAGUCGCCAAUUGGAAAAUAUGAUGAACCUGAUCCAAAUGCUAAAAUACUGCAUCAAAUGGGGCAAUUUCAGUUAAUAAAACAUACUAAGGGCUACAAUAUAACAAGGUUAAGAGUAAACCAAAGGGGAAAAUAAACUUUAAUUGGAGAGGGAAUUACAAAGGAAAAACCACCAUCGUUGGGGUUAUAAGGAGCCAGCAGCGGGGUGAAUUGCCUAUAGUUUACCAAAUACUGCUAAUUCCAGAUAUCAAUUAGAUUUUUAAUGGCUGCAUUUUUUAUAUAUAUACACAGUAGUUUAUAACCGAAAACAACUGGUUCUUAAGAGCAUGUAUUUUAGCUAGUCCAAAAAUAUUUUUAGAUAUUUAUAUAUAUAUACCCUCCCCUUAACCAAUAAUUGAUCAUUGUGGGAAUAGCCCAUUUUCUUUUAUAUUUUGGUAAUGUACAUACACGGAAAAAGCAAUGUUUGUUGUAGGCUCACUUUCAGGGCAAUACGGUCCUUGUAUUAUACACUGAUUACGUACAGGCCCUGAUUAGAUGUAAAUAUGCACCCAGUGAAACAAUCAAUGACCUCUAGCACCAGUUCAAGAAGAGUCAAAAAAAUGAAAAAUUGAUUCUAACAUAUUGACAUAGCUACUGAAAAUGUAUGAAUAUAGAAAUUGUAUGACUAUAGAAGGAAAAAGGGAUAACUUUCUGGUGAAAAUUCCGAUAAACAAACAUAAAAAAACAAAGCAAACAAAGAGUUGACAUGAAAUUACCUUCACCGGUUAUGCACAAGUUAAAUACAAACGUUAAGGCUAACACAAUGCACAAAGAUUAGGUGGGGUAACAAAGAAAUUAUACAAGUUAAUCUUGCUAGCUACAUGCUGUAGUGUUCAAUGUUGGCAGUCAAACAUUAAGGGAUAGUCUCUGUGUACAUUGCUUAGUGAGCUCUUUGUAUAUCAAAGUACAACUUCAUAAUCUAAAAUUAAUUUCAGAUAAACUUUUUGUGUGUGUCAAUUAAAAAUCACAUAGGGCCCCAGAAAGUGAGCAAAAUAAGAGCGGUUGCUUUUCCAGUUGUUUGGAACAUUCAAAAGUCCCACAAUGUAAAAUAAAUACUUUAAUAAUCCUGUGAUUAUCUCUGAGCAGUCCAGUGCACAGGAUUCGGUUCCUGAGAGUGAAUCGUUGCAUCGCGUCUCCGGUGAGAUGACCAUCUGACAUAAGUUAAACUCUUGCCAUAUUUCUUUUGUUUUACUCAAUUUUAGAAGUGGCAAGAGGCCGUGAACUUUGAGGCAUACAAUUGAUAACUAACGAUGGCCAGGUAGACCUACGUGUGAUUUCAUUUUAAUUGUAAAGGUGACAUUUCUUAAAGGAGGCAUAGCCUACUAAGCGAAGCCUGCCUUAGCUGAGGUUUACUGUGUCCCACUCCUGAACUGCCAUGCACAUGUUAGUGUUCCUUUGGUUAAAAUCUACAUGCAUCUCAACAUUUACAAAAAUAAGUGUAGAAAAUGACCGUUAAAAAUUAUCAGAAAAUGCUUUCUCCGGAUAUAAAAAACCUUUGCCUCUGAUUAGUAAUAUAUUCAUAUCAUUUAAUUAAUUACGUCCAUCUAAACUGUAUAUUAAAAACUAUAGUGAAAUAUAUUCUGUUUUUCAUAGUUUUCACACAUAGUAUUAAUUUAUCCAAAAGGACUAUUAGUACUGUUUAACAAAAGCUUAAUAUGUGAGAUUAUAAUCUCACAUUAAAAAUCAUCAUCCCCGAUUUAAAGGGAUACAGACAAUAUGCCAGGAAAACUUAAAUAUGACAACCCUUCAAGAAAAUAUCUUUUAAGUUUUCAUUCGAGAUCUUAAUUAGGUCUCAUUAAUCUGCAUACUGUGACAUGUACAAUGGCUACAAAACAAACCUAACCGCCUUUACACAUUUUCUUAAGAGUUGAACCUAACAUAGAGCCCAAGUCAAGCCCCGUCCACUGGCCCCCAUUUCGGUGGAAAUGUGUCCUGUAGUCGACGGCCAAAGACUCAUCAUUGUCUGAUCCUGUUUGAAUUGUGUUAUGAAUUACACGUUUGCUGAUCUUUUUCAAUUCGUAGAACGACGGAAGUACAAAAUACGCAAUGAGAAAGACUACACACCCAAAAGUUGUGUUUGUGACGUCAUAACGCCAUUGACUGUGAUAUUUUUUCCAAAAUAAGGUGAAAUUGGGGACAGCGGAAGGGGCGGGACUUAGGCUCUAAGUGGAACAGUCUGCUAGGGUCCCUGUGUACGAGUCUCACGAAAUACAGGAAAUGUUAA